AUGGAGGCUCGGCUGGUGGGGCCUGGGCCCUUCCGAGCGACGCGGCUGUGGAAUGAGACUAUUGAACUCUUUCGAGGUGGCAUGCCGUUACGAAAGCAUCGCUGUCAUUUCAAAAGCUACGAGCGUUGCUUCACAGCAUCAGAGGCAGUAGACUGGUUGCACAGACUGCUGAGGCACAACCAGAAUUUUAGCCCAGAAGUAACUCGUACUCAAACGGUCCAGCUCCUUAAAAAGUUCCUGAAGAAUCAUGUCAUUGAAGAUAUCAAAGGAAGAUGGGGCAAAGAGGACUUUGAAGACAACAGUCAUUUGUACCGAUUUCCUCCUUUCUCGCCACUGAAACCAUACCCGAAACAAUCCCAAUUCCGAAAGGAAAUUAUUAAAUUUCCUAACUGGGAUGGUAUUGAAAAAGAUACUUUCCAAGAAGACAUACCAAUGAAGCCAAUCAUGCUGAACUCUGAAAUGUGGUUCAAACGUCACAGUAUAGCAAUUGGAGAAGUACCAACAUGUAGACUUGUACACCGUCGACAAUUAACAGAGGCAAAUAUAGAAGAGAUAUGGAAAUCCAUGACACUAUCGCACUUGCAAAAAAUUUUAGGCUUGGAUUCCCUAGAAGAUGUGCUGGACACCAAACUCGUGAACCCAAAGCAUAUAAUCCAGAAUGUGUAUCAUAUCAACAAGCAGGGAGUUGUCAUUUUAGAAGAUAAAUCAAAGGAGCUACCUCACUGGGUGCUGUCAGCAAUGAAGUGUCUGGCAAAUUGGCCCAGGUAUCCAGAUCUGAAACAACCUACUUACUUGGGAUUUGAAAGAGAUGUCUUCAGGACUAUAGCUGAUUACUAUGUUCACAUGAAAGAGCCUCUUCUUACUUUCCAGUUUUUUGAUGUCUUUGUCAGUGUGUUAGGACUCCUCCAGAAAGAGACAUUGGCCAUUGAAGCACUGCAGGUUUGCUGUCUACUUCUGCCGCCAGAAAAUCGUCGUAAAGUGCAGCUGCUGAUGACUAUGAUGGCCAGGAUCAGUACAAAUAAGGAUCUGCCACCUCUCUGUGAUACAGUUGGGACAAGAGCACUGAUGGUUCAAACCUUUUCUCAUUCUAUUCUUUGCUCCAAAGAUGAAGUGGAUUUGGAUGAACUGCUGGCUGCUAAACUAGUGUCAUUCUUGAUGGACAACUAUCAGGAAAUCUUAAAUAUCCCUUGUGCCCUGAAAGCUGCAAUAGAGGGACACGUAGCACAUCUUCGAAGGGUCCAGCAGAUAAAAUAUCCGGGAGCAGAUUCUGAUGCCGCUGUGCCUGCUCCGACAUUUUGUCAUCAGAUCAGCACUGAUGAAUUUGAAUACCAAAGAACAAACGGCUGUCAAGAGCCACUGGCAAGCUUGCUGGAAGAAAUUGCAAAGGAUGCAGAAAUGUCCAUCAAGGAGAAGAAGAAAAAAUUGAAGCGGUUUCAGAAAUCCUACCCUGAUGUAUACAAGGAGAGAUUUCCUACUCCAGAAAGUGAGGCAGUUCUGUUUCCUGAAAAAAGUAAACGGAAACCGAUGUUGCUGAUGUGGGCGUUUAAAAAACCUUUCCAGCCAUUUCAAAGAACAAGAAGCUUUCGGAUGUAGGAUGUGGGUUGCAUCUC
Messenger RNA from Euleptes europaea (tarantolino), 1610 nucleotides. RefSeq names its product DEP domain containing 1B (gene DEPDC1B). The transcript has 12 exons. Gene Ontology annotation, biological process: positive regulation of Wnt signaling pathway; intracellular signal transduction. The record is from RefSeq and is a predicted model, not a curated record. Lineage: Eukaryota; Metazoa; Chordata; Lepidosauria; Squamata; Sphaerodactylidae. Bases 1 to 1593 code for a protein of 530 amino acids.